This is a messenger RNA of Amoebophrya sp. A25, 2207 nucleotides long. NCBI's taxonomy places the organism in Eukaryota, Dinophyceae, Syndiniales, Amoebophryaceae. The record is from the annotation of a GenBank genome assembly.
CAAGGGUGAGGAUUCUCCCCCUCAACAAGUGAAGUAUCCAUCUUCCUAAGCCACCCCCGAACCCUUUCCAGUCUGUUCCUUUUUGCGCAUUUGUUCGGCCUCGUCGUCAUUUUCUCUGACAAACAUCUACCAGAGCUACAGUGUCUUGUACAUUAUUCAACAUCAACGCUCUAUUGAGAAAAUCAUAGAGGGAGAUACAACCUCAAAGAAUAUUACGUAUUGAGUUAUUGUUGCAAUUUUUGUUUUUUCUAGUUUUCCAUCAGAUACACCACGAAAAAUUGAGUCCGUGCUUGGUCGACUGAUUCUUUUUUAUGAGGAUGGCUUCGUCCACGCCGAGUACUUCAUCCAGUGCACUUCCGCGACCACGGGUUUGGUGUGGUGAGUUCACAGUAGACCCAAAGCGGUUCCAAGGAAGAGCAAUGUCUGUCGCGACGAACCCAACGCUCUCAGUCGCUUUGCUGCCUUUGCCGGAGCAGGAAAUUUGGCGAAAAGUGGAAGAAUCACUGACUCCGAAGUUAAGACCAGAGAACGGGAUCAAUUCGUCAACCCUGGGCUCUUGGUCUUGCUAUUGCAGAUGCAGCUAGGUUCAUGGUUUGAUUUAUUUUUGUAGCCGGGAAUGGCUACGAACAUUACAAUGCAUAGUUGCCUUCUUCUAGGGGUGUCGACUAGCAGGUUAGACCACCUCCUCAGCCGGUGAUGAAAAAUGUUGAUCCGAAUAGCCCUUUCUAAGCAACCGGCCUCUGCCAGUGGGACUCUUGCACCUGUACUGUCCGGCAAACAGUUGGUGCUCUCUUUCCGUGAACGAAAACUGUGACAGCACUGUGCGCUCCGAUAUGCUUGAAGGUUUAAGACGGAUCGCGAAUGGCUACCUAGAUCCGAUUCCGAAGUCCUCAAGAAAUACAACUGCUUUGAACCAUAAAAAUAGUCCAGAUACAAACGCGAUCGUGAUGGACGUUUUAACACGACGAUCACUCACUCUGCCGAUCUCCAAUGGGCAACUAAUGCUCGGAACGUGGCAAGGCGUGUACCUCUUCUUCGACACCUACUACUGCUCACCAGCUCAGAAUGGAGCACCCGUGAUCCAUUGGGCUGUCGUCGAAGGCGCAGAAUACGAGAGGGUAGCGCAUAACGCGAGUUUUCGGGGGACGCAUGCGCUAGGGACGUACCUGAAAGACGCAGACUUGUCAUCAUCCUUCGGAUGCUUGACAGCACUACAUACGCAUCACACGUCAGCGAGUCUGUGUCUGCGAGACAAAAAGUGGGAUCUCGAAAAUGACGUAAUGGAAAAGCUAGUGCCAGACUGCUGGAACGACGAUUUCUUUCAGCAUACGUACUGCCCACUUACACUUGUCUCCUCGUUGUUGUCCAAAUGAUUCGAUUCUUGCUACGUAUUCCUCUUCUUUGACUUCAGCGUGAUUACGUAUGUUCAAGAGAAUGAGUGAUUCCGUGUACCUACACUGAGUACAAGAUGAUGAACAUACAACACGCAGGGCCGAGGGGCGUGACGAUAUGACCGGGCAUAUGAAAAGCACUCUGCUUGGGUGCUCAGCGGUGCUCAACCACGCUGUCUGUAGCGCCAAAGAGGCGGUUCUCAACGAACAUAGAGAUUGUGGCGGCUGGGGCGGCGGGCAUUCACGCAAAGUAUCCCUCGUUCAGGUUCUUUUUCCUUCCGAGCAGCAAGCUUUUCUCCGCAUCAACAUGGCAAAGCCAUAUAGACAGGGUCAACCGGGGACCGGUGAGGGAGCUGGAAGUGAGCUGCAACCUGAGAAGUUACAGACUGGACCAUUCGUGGACAUCACGGCAGAGCUUACCAUGGCUGCUGCGGGUGCAUCUGGCAUGCUCCACGUAUCAGCGAAUCGAGGGGCGCGCCUCGUGCUCGCAGGCAUUGCAGUGCAAUCAGCGGUUGACUACAUUAGUUCAUCCGGUAAUGUCGCAGUCUUCUCGCAGCUCCUGCAAUGCUCAAUCAUGUUGCCUGCUGAAUCUUUAUCGGGGCAAGGAGGCGAAAGAGUAUUCAUCUGGUCACCGGACGUGGGGGAACAUGAAAUUAUCGUAGCAAAACUCUGACGCAAAGUUGCGUUCGCUUUUCUCUGAGCAUUCUAAGUUCGUUCUAUAGGUCCUGUUCAUUGAUUCUGGAAUUCUGAAAAAUAGUGUUCAUUGAAAACGAACAAGACAAGUUUUGUAGUUCCAACGAGAGAUAUUAAUAUUAG